UUACGGGUUUUAGAAUUGAAAGAGGGGAGAGAGAGAGAGAGAGAGAACAAGGAGCAAUAGCGGUUGUCAAUGGCAACCUUCUCCUUUGCCCCCUCCACUUGUCCUCUUCCUCCACGCGCUUUCAAUCGCCUAUCUCUUUCUCCUUCACUCUAUUCUCUUCCCCUUUAUUCCACCAAAAUUCCUAAUAAAUCAUUAACCUUAAGAACUGUCUCAAUUGUUGCUUCUUCUUUUGAUGGUUUCAGUGCCAGCAAUCACAAUUCUCCUUCCAAGAAAUCAGUCCUCUCAAAUUUGAUACAAGAGAUAGAGCCCCUGGACGUGAGCCUUAUUCAAAAAGAUGUACCACCCACAACACUUGAUGCUAUGAAAAGAACUAUAUCAGGCAUGUUGGGCUUGCUUCCAUCGGACCAGUUUCAAGUUCUAAUUGAAGCUUUGUGGGAACCAAUCUCCAAGCUUUUGAUCUCUUCAAUGAUGACUGGGUAUACACUACGAAAUGCAGAGUACAGGCUUUGUCUUGAAAAGAACCUUGAAAUAUAUGAUAGAAACAUUGGUAGAGAAAAGCCUCUAGAUUCCAGAGUUGGAGAUGGGACAUUGCUGAAUGAAAAUAUAUCGAGCAAAAAAUCAGAACAUAAACAACCAUCAUCAGAGGGGAAGACUGAACUUUCACCUGAUAUUCCAGACGUUGGUAAAAUGACCCCUGAAGCUCAGCAAUACAUAUUAGACCUACAGACUCGCUUAGGAUCUUACAAAAAGGAACUUCGUGAAGUUAAGAGGAAAAGUGCAGCUCUUCAGAUGCAACAAUUUGUAGGUGAGAAGAAUGAGUUGUUGGACUACUUAAGAUCAUUGCUUCCAGAGCAGGUUGCUGAGCUCUCAGAACCAACAUCCUUGGAAGUAAAGGAGACCAUCCAUUCCGUAGUCCAUGGACUACUCGCAACUCUAUCCCCUAGAAUGCAUUCUAAGGCCCCUGAUUCAUCAGAUAAUACCUCUGCAGGAACUGUAAAUGGUAUAGCUGGAGACUCCAUCGAUCUUGUCGAGAACACAUCCAUUCACUUCCAGCCUCAGAUAUCAUUGACUAGAGAUUAUUUGGCUCGUCUGUUGUUUUGGUGCAUGUUGCUGGGGCACUACCUUAGAGGUCUAGAAUAUCGGGUGAAGCUUACUGAAUUAUUAUCCUUGCCAUGUGGGUUAGAGAGUGAAGGUUCGAGCAAUUAGCUAGUUGAUUUGACACUUGUUUUUAGCCAUAAGAGGCCGAGAAAGGUAUCAAUUAGCAAGUUGAUGGAGCGCUCUUGUCUUGUUUAACUUGGUUGACUCUGUAAAUAGGCGAGUUUGUUUGCUCGUCAAUUGUACACGCUUGACUACAGUGUGCUGGCUGAAAUAUGGUUCUGCAAAUGCUAGGCGGUUCUGUAAUUAUUUGAUGAAAUACUCGAUUACUGGUCGUUGUACUAAUCUGUCAAGUAGGUCUAUUCCUGUUAUUUUGAUACAAUGCUCGUGUGGAGACUGUUGAUAGCAUCUAAAAUAUGUAAUUUGAUGUGUGACUAGGUGAGAAAGUAUCUUAAGGCUUGCAACUAAUGCGAAUAUGUUCAGGAUGUACUGUUCAGAAUUCAUUAUUAUAAUCAGAGAAGAAUAAAAACUUAUUAUGUUUA
Molecule: messenger RNA, 1637 nt
Organism: Lycium barbarum (goji berry)
Lineage: Eukaryota; Viridiplantae; Streptophyta; Magnoliopsida; Solanales; Solanaceae
Exons: 6
Coding region: 70-1206 (378 amino acids)
Source: RefSeq, a predicted model, not a curated record